Messenger RNA from Prunus avium (sweet cherry), 1940 nucleotides. RefSeq names its product PQ-loop repeat family protein / transmembrane family protein. Gene Ontology annotation, cellular component: membrane. NCBI's taxonomy places the organism in Eukaryota, Viridiplantae, Streptophyta, Magnoliopsida, Rosales, Rosaceae. The record is from RefSeq and is a predicted model, not a curated record.
CUCACUCAAAACACACAACUCAAACAAACCCACAGAGAGCGUGAGUGAGGGGGACGUUGAAGGAAGGCUGUGUUGGUAGAGAAGAGAAGAGGAGAAUAGAGAGAGAGAGAGAGAGAGAGAGAGAGAGAGAAGCAUGCAAUACUAUACAGUGAUGGGAGGAAUGGCAGUGGGGCCCACGAGAGAUGAGCAUUGUUGGGAAUGGGGGAGGAAGUACAUGGAGUAUAAUCUUUGCAGCGUCAAAGACGGCGUUUCGCUGACACUGGGUUUAGUCAGUGUGGUGAGUUGGGGUGUUGCUGAGAUACCUCAAAUCAUCACAAACUACAAAAACAAAUCCACGAACGGUCUGUCUCUUGCUUUCUUAAUGACUUGGAUACUCGGGGACCUUUUUAAUCUUUUUGGCUGCAUGUUGGAACCAGCUACGCAGCUCUGUAUUACUUCGGUGCCUGAUAUAGUUCAUCUGUAUUCCUCUACCAAAGCAAGUGUGGAGCUUCCCACACAAUACUAUAUGGCAAUGUUGUAUACAAUUACCACAGCUGUUCUUGCGGUGCAGACCAUAUACUUUGGCUGCAUAUAUCCUCGACUUAAACACAAUUUGAGACAGAAAAAGGGUUCCAAGUCUAACCUGACUGAGGUUAGAAGAAGCAAUACUGACUUCGUUGGGAAACAGGUCAACCAUGCUGGCAGGAGUAUUGGGUUUGACACCCCCAGUGCAGGAAAUGUUUUGAGUUCACCCAUUCCUCUUCCAGGAAUUUGUCCAAGUAUUUCCCCCAGAAGAGAAUCAUACUACAUAUCAGCAAGAUCUCUAUCAAGGAGUCAUACCCCUACAGAAAGGUCUUAUUUGGCACAAACAACAGCUCCUACAUUUAAUCAUAUUCGGAAUUCCAAUGAAGAGCCCUUGCUUGGUGCACUUGCAUCUACACAAUCUGCACCAUCUAAUAAUAUCAAGACCGUCCUCUGUGUGGUCUCUCUGAUGACCCUCUUUGGCACUUUUAAUCACCGAUCAGUAGAUAACAAACUUGAUUUAAUUGUUGAAAAUCCAAGUCGAGGAGUAGUGAUGCGAGUAGGAAGAAGGCUGUUGCAGGUAAGUAGUGAGCUGUUGCAAGCAAAGGGUACUAAAGAUAGCAGCGGGAUAGGAAAUUUGCUUGGUUGGGGAAUGGCAGCUAUUUACAUUGGUGGACGGCUUCCACAAAUUUUCUUAAAUAUCCGAAAGGGCAAUGUUGAGGGGCUUAAUCCUUUAAUGUUCGUCUUUGCUGUUCUUGGAAAUGCCACUUAUGUAGCAAGCAUUAUUGUGAACAGCUUGGACUGGUCGGGGAUCAGACCAAAUCUUCCGUGGCUGGUGGAUGCUGGAGGAUGCAUGCUUCUAGAUAUUUUCAUACUAAUUCAAUUCUUAAGAUAUUGGAGACACCAAGACACAGAGGGUAAGGAUGUACACUCCAAUGCAGCCUAGUUAAUGAAGGAAUGACAAACUUUUCAAGAUGCUUUUAUGGAGCCAUGGAUGUUCGUGAAUCUUCGGAGCUGCCUUUUCGGGGUCUCAUCCAAAGUGACGUAGUCGCAGUCACAUGAGCCGGAAAACUGAAAUAAGUUCGGAUUUGUGCAGUCAAUUGAGUAAUCAGCGGGCUCCACAGCCAAUAGGUCAUUUUGCACCCUACAUUACCAGAUCAUCAGUCUCUGCACAUGAAUUCUGUCCAAGCUAUGUAGCUGUUGACAUUAUUUUUCUAUUUUUUCCUUAAUUGAAGCGGGUGCUUUUCUCACAAGUGUACCUUCUCUUUUACCUUGUGAUGAAAUCUCUCAGGAGCUGCCAACUGGUUGGAAUGAUAUUAACUCUUAUUUUAUUCAUUUCUAUGUUACGUCAAAAUGAUUUUUGUAGCAUGCAUUCCAGCUUGGAAGAUCCUUCCCUUUUUGGCCAGUUGUGGGCGAGGGAUCGAAGCCAUUUUUUCUAA